Rangifer tarandus platyrhynchus (Svalbard reindeer) is the source of this 474-nucleotide messenger RNA. The record is from the annotation of a GenBank genome assembly. Lineage: Eukaryota; Metazoa; Chordata; Mammalia; Artiodactyla; Cervidae.
AUGCCCCCCUCCCUCGGCUCCCAGCCCCAAUCCAGACAGUUGCUACAGAAGGGAACUGUGUCGCCCAACGGGCGCGCUGAGCACGGAGCGGCCGCCAGAAGUUUGCCAAGUUGGAGAGCCGAGCGCCCGCCCGGUGCGCAGGUGUCGGUGCCCGCCCGUCGCGUGCAGGGGGGUCACCGCAGCGCUGCGGGUCGAGGCUGGGGCGGCGAGCCGUCUGCCCCACGGCGGGACGGGCUGUCCAGACUCCCUGGCCUAGGUCACCUUCCCAGGACUGGGGCCGGCGUGCCGAAGCCCAGCGUGGGCGAAAGUCCAGGCGAUCGCCUGAGCGAGAGGCGUGCGCGGCGGUGCAGCCGCUCGGUGGCCGCAGGGCCGGUGGACCCCAGUGUGCGCCUGGCCCCGGGCUCUCUUCUGGCCCUCCACUUUUUUUUUUUUCUCUCUGUCCAGUUCGGAGGGGUUUUUUAUCUUGAAACGUAA